This is a messenger RNA of Nerophis lumbriciformis (worm pipefish), 1122 nucleotides long. The record is from RefSeq and is a predicted model, not a curated record. NCBI's taxonomy places the organism in Eukaryota, Metazoa, Chordata, Actinopteri, Syngnathiformes, Syngnathidae.
AUGUCGUUGGCGGCCAGUGCCAAGCUCGACAAGCUCGUCAAGCAGCAGUACAUGAAGCUCCCCCAGGGAGACAAGGUCCAGGUCACGUACAUCUGGAUCGACGGCUCCGGGGAAGGCCUCCGCUGCAAGACCAGGACGCUGGACCGGGAACCCAAAAGCAUCCAAGAUAUUCCCGAGUGGAACUUUGAUGGGUCGAGCACGUACCAGUCUGAAGGUUCCAACAGCGACAUGUUCCUCAUCCCGGCCGCCAUGUUCAGGGACCCCUUCACGAAGGACCCCAACAAACUGGUCCUGUGCGAAGUGCUCAAGUACAAUAAAGAACCCGCAGAGACCAACCUUCGAGACCGGUGUCGUCGCAUCAUGAGCUUGGUGGAGAGGGAGCAUCCCUGGUUCGGGAUCGAGCAGGAGUACACGCUGCUGGCCAUUGACGGGCGCCCUUUCGGGUGGCCUCCCAACGGUUUCCCGGGACCCCAAGGUCCUUACUACUGCGGCGUGGGCGCCGACAAAGCGUACGGACGCGACGUGGUGGAGUCUCACUACCGGGCCUGUUUGUACGCCGGCGUCGAGAUCUGCGGCACCAACGCGGAAGUCAUGCCUGCGCAGUGGGAGUUCCAGGUGGGGCCGUGCGAGGGCAUCAACAUGGGCGACCAUCUGUGGGUGGCUCGCUUCAUCCUGCAUCGAGUGUGUGAAGAUUUUGGCUUGGUGGUGUCCUUUGACCCCAAGCCCAUCGCCGGGAACUGGAACGGAGCAGGGUGCCAUACCAACUUCAGUACCGAAGACAUGAGGAAGGAGGGAGGACUCAAGGUGAUCGAGGAAGCCAUCGAGCGUCUGGCUAAACGUCACCGUUACCACAUCCGCGCCUACGACCCCAAAGGCGGCCUGGACAACGCCCGGCGUCUGACCGGCCAUCACGAGACCUCCAACAUCGAGGAGUUCUCGGCGGGCGUGGCCAACCGCGGCGCCAGCAUCCGCAUCCCGCGAGCGGUGGGCCAGGACAAACGGGGCUACUUGGAAGACCGCCGACCCUCCGCCAACUGCGACCCGUACAUCGUCACCGAGGCCCUGGUACGCACCUGCCUCUUGAAGGAGGAGGGGGAGGAGCCUAAGGAAUACAGCCAAUGA